Messenger RNA from Syzygium oleosum, 1895 nucleotides. Its product is annotated as probable serine/threonine-protein kinase PIX13. Gene Ontology annotation, biological process: protein phosphorylation. NCBI's taxonomy places the organism in Eukaryota, Viridiplantae, Streptophyta, Magnoliopsida, Myrtales, Myrtaceae. The coding region runs from base 331 to 1620 and encodes 429 amino acids. Gene Ontology annotation, molecular function: ATP binding; protein kinase activity. The transcript is spliced from 6 exons. The record is from RefSeq and is a predicted model, not a curated record.
GAAGCAGCAGCACCGAUCAGUCCUCUUCUUGAGAGGGGUAACAAAAGUCAAGAGGGAGGGAAGGGGUGGGGCUGAGCAGAUUUCUCGUUUCUCCUCUUUGAUUUUGCUUCUGUGCAGCUUCUCCUCUUCUUCCUCGAACCUCACCGCCCCCCCCACCCCCACCUCCAGCCAUCUCGCGUCCAUCCAAAUAAAGAAAGGCAGGGAGAUCAGCUAUAAACUUCGUAUCAAAGAACAGUCACCCGGAGAGAGAGAGGGAGAGAGAGUUUGUGGUGUCGUUUUUGUUCAUCGUCGCUGUUACUGUUGCUGUUGCUGUUGCUGUUGCUGUUGAUCAUGGGGAACUGCUGGGGAAAAAGAUCGGCUAUGGUGGAUCACCACCAGAGCCCCAACCCCACAAAAUCUUGCAGCCCAGAUGCUCUUGCUAAGAGUUCCAAGGCAAAGAGCGAUGCGUCGGCGGCGGCGGGGGGCGAGAACGGGAAGUCGCCGGCGGCAGGCGGCGUGGCGGCGGACGAGGCUCCGGCCGCGGCGAAAGCCGGGGAGGUGAUGACGCACAUCCUGAAGAUGUACUCGCUGGCGGAGCUGAAGAGCGCGACCAGGAACUUCAGGCCGGACACGAUGCUCGGGGAGGGCGGGUUCGGGAGGGUGUUCAAGGGGUGGGUGGACGAGAAGACCCUCGCCCCGGCCAAGGUCGGCAGCGGCAUCCCGGUCGCCGUCAAGAAGUCCAAUCCCGACAGCGAUCAGGGCCUGCGCGAAUGGCAGUCGGAAGUUGAGUUCUUGGGGAAAUUUUCUCAUCCGAACUUGGUGAGAUUAGUGGGGUAUUGCUGGGAAGACAAUCAGUAUCUCCUCGUGUACGAGUGCAUGCAGAGGGGAAGCUUAGAAAAUCACCUUUUCAGAAGGGGAGCCGAACCACUUCCGUGGGACGUGAGGCUUAAGAUAGCAAUCGGAGCUGCCCGUGGCCUCGAUUUCCUGCAUACGUCGGAGAAGAACGUCAUUUACAGGGACUUCAAAUCAUCCAAUAUACUAUUGGAUGCGGACUACAAUGCCAAGCUCUCGGAUUUCGGGCUAGCAAAGCUGGGACCGGCCGGCGGGAACUCUCACGUGACCACACGAGUGAUCGGAACAUAUGGUUAUGCCGCUCCCGAGUACAUCGCCACCGGGCAUCUGUAUGUGAAGAGCGAUGUCUACGGCUUCGGGGUGGUUCUACUAGAAAUGUUGACGGGCCUACAAGCGCUCGACCCGGAACGCCCCAGCGGCCAGCAGAAUCUGGUAGAAUGGGCGAGGCCGUUGCUCCGCGACAAGGGGAAGCUGAGGAAGAUAAUGGAUGCGAGACUAGAAGGUCAAUACCCUUUGAAAGCUGCAACUCAGGCAGCUGAACUCAUCCUCAAAUGCCUGGAAGGCGAUCCUAAAGCGAGGCCGUCGAUGGAUGAAGUGCUGGUGGCAUUAGAACGUAUCAACAAUAUACGGGAGAGAAAGGAGGCCAAGGCAAGCACGUCGAGCCGGCCUUCUUCUCACCAGCAUCAUCGCAACCACAAUCGAUCGCCGAUUCACCACAAUCACAGCGCUGAUGGUCCUCGUAGAUCCGGAACUCGACACUCCCAAUCCGCGGCGUCGAGGACUCAUUGAGAUGGAGAUUUGACUUAUUUCUUAAGACCAGAUGGAGCUGAAAUCUGUUUUUUUAGUAGGAUAUGCAACUCAGGAAUUAGAAUUUGGCAAGUAGAAAGUCAGCAACUCUAAAGGCUAGUCUCUUGUUAAAUAUUUUUGUCAAGGAUCGCAGUGCAGGCGGGGGAGGCACUUCACGGCCAAAUUUGUGUGUACAGUUGUCUAGACUGGGGUUUUAAACACGAUCAUACGUUUUACCAAAGAUGCAUUCGAAUUAUUUACGAGAUUGAUUUAUCGAA